Molecule: messenger RNA, 1088 nt
Organism: Frankliniella occidentalis (western flower thrips)
Lineage: Eukaryota; Metazoa; Arthropoda; Insecta; Thysanoptera; Thripidae
Gene: Arfrp1
Product: ADP-ribosylation factor-related protein 1
Exons: 5
Coding region: 246-851 (201 amino acids)
Biological process (GO): Golgi to plasma membrane protein transport; intracellular protein transport; protein localization to organelle
Cellular component (GO): Golgi apparatus
Molecular function (GO): GTP binding; GTPase activity
Source: RefSeq, a predicted model, not a curated record
CUGUGGACCACCCUAGGGUGGUACAGGUAGUAUUAUGAAGGCACCUGGCACCUCAAAUAGGGACGUGGGGUAGUGGGCGUUUUUCAGCUAUACCCCCCGCGACAGAACAUGAGAAGUGUAGUGGUGGACUAUGAGAAAUCUCUUCUGCUGUCAACUGACAGGACACGACGUGGAGGUUAUGAUUUGUUUGUAUCAAUGCGGACUGCGAUAGAUUCUGAUAUUUGUUUUGCCCUGCCCAUGCCGACAUGUACACUCUGUUCUAUGGACUUUACAAGUACUUGGUACAGAAGGAUGAAUACUGCGUGUUGAUAUUAGGACUAGACAAUGCUGGUAAAACAACGUAUUUGGAGUCAGCGAAAACACAACUACUUUGUCAGUACCAAGGCAUGAAUCCUAGUAAAAUAACGAGUACUGUUGGUCUCAAUAUUGGACGAGUUGUUGUUGGAGGUAUUGCUCUCAAUUUCUGGGAUCUUGGUGGCCAGCAAGAACUCCAAUCCUUAUGGGACAAGUACUAUGCAGAGUCACAUGCUGUUAUAUAUAUAGUGGAUUCGUCAGAUCGAGAUAGAAUAUCUGAAUCUAAAGAGACCUUUGACAAAAUGAUUAGUAGCCAGAGUCUACAGGGUGUACCACUUUUAGUACUGGCUAAUAAACAAGAUGUCACAGACUGCAUGGGAGUGCGAGAAGUAAAACCAAUUUUUAAUCAAAACGCACAUUUGAUUGGAAGAAGAGACUGCAUGGUUAUGCCUAUUUCAGCUCUUACAGGGGAAGGAGUUGAUGAAGGGAUUCGAUGGUUAGUAGGCUGCAUCAAGAGAAACAGUGAUGUUCGACCUCCAAGGAAUCAGGAUUCAUAACCAGAGAUGAACUUUUGUAGCCAGAUUGUUGAAUAACCAAGAUUUGCAAUUGUAUCAAAACAAUGUUAUCUCAUAUGUCAUCAAUAAUACUUCAAAUCUGAAACAAAAGACAUAUUUUGCCUUUUCAACUCCAUUUGGAAAAUGUAAAUUUAGUGAGAGACUUCAAUCUAUCAUAUUUUUGUAGUCACAUCAAAUAUCUAACUAUUUUUUUAAAGUCAUUAAAUAAUUCUUAAGCUA